Messenger RNA from Eurypyga helias (sunbittern), 4121 nucleotides. RefSeq names its product cytoplasmic linker associated protein 2 (gene CLASP2). The coding region runs from base 1 to 3837 and encodes 1278 amino acids. Gene Ontology annotation, biological process: mitotic spindle assembly. Gene Ontology annotation, cellular component: microtubule organizing center; spindle microtubule; mitotic spindle. The record is from RefSeq and is a predicted model, not a curated record. Gene Ontology annotation, molecular function: microtubule binding. Lineage: Eukaryota; Metazoa; Chordata; Aves; Eurypygiformes; Eurypygidae. The transcript has 33 exons.
AUGAGGCGGCUGAUCUGCAAGAGGAUCUGUGAUUACAAAAGCUUUGACGAUGAAGAGUCAGUGGAUGGAAAUAGGCCAUCAUCAGCUGCUUCAGCCUUCAAGGUUCCGGCACCUAAAAAGCCAGGAAAUCCUUCAAACAGUGCAAGAAAGCCAGGAUCAGCUGGUGGGCCUAAGGUUGGAGGUUCUACUAAAGAAGGAGGAGCUGGAGCUGUGGAUGAAGAUGAUUUUAUUAAGGCAUUUACAGAUGUUCCUACUGUACAGAUCUAUUCUAGUCGAGAACUUGAAGAAACAUUGAACAAAAUCAGGGAAAUUCUCUCAGAUGACAAACAUGAUUGGGAUCAACGAACUAAUGCGCUGAAGAAAGUUCGGUCACUGCUUGUUGCUGGAGCUGCACAGUAUGAUGGAUUUUUCCAGCAUUUGCGGUUGUUGGAUGGCGCUUUCAAGCUGUCGGCGAAGGACCUCAGAUCCCAGGUGGUUAGGGAAGCAUGCAUUACGGUGGCCCAUCUUUCAACUGUUUUGGGAAACAAGUUUGAUCACGGCGCUGAAGCUAUUGUGCCUACUCUUUUUAAUCUGGUUCCCAACAGCGCCAAAGUGAUGGCAACUUCUGGGUGUGCAGCCAUUAGAUUCAUUAUUCGGCAUACCCAUGUGCCACGACUCAUACCUUUAAUAACAAGCAACUGUACCUCAAAGUCAGUUGCCGUUAGAAGGCGCUCCUUUGAAUUUUUAGACCUGUUAUUACAAGAGUGGCAGACACAUUCAUUGGAAAGGCAUGCAGCUGUCUUGGUUGAAACCAUCAAGAAGGGCAUUCAUGAUGCUGAUGCAGAAGCAAGAGUGGAGGCAAGAAAGGCUUAUCUGGGUCUUAGAAAUCACUUUCCUGGUGAAGCUGAGACUCUGUACAAUUCUCUUGAGCCGCCCUAUCAAAGAAGCCUCCAGACCUACCUGAAGAGUUCUGGCAGUGUAGCAUCUCUCCCCCAGUCAGACAGGUCAUCCUCCAGCUCACAGGAGAGCCUCAAUCGGCCUCUAUCUUCUAAAUGGUCUGCAGCCAGCCCAGCAAGCUUUGCAGGCAGAGUUUCAGGCAGCAGCAAGUGUGUUCCAAGCCCGGGAACCCUGCAGCGGUCUCGCAGCGACAUCGAUGUUAACGCUGCCGCAGGUGCGAAGGCCCGCCACGCUGCUGGGCAGACAGCUGGAGCCGGGCGCUUGUCAGCGGCUGGUCUGCCCCCGGGAUCUUACGCUUCGCUAGAGGAUACUUCUGACAAGAUGGAUGGAACAGCUUCUGAAGAUGGUCGUGUACGAACAAAGCUUUCAACGCCUUCUGUUGGUAUUGGAAAUUCUAAAACAGAUUCCAGAGGACGGAGUAGAACCAAAGUGGUGUCACAGUCUCAGCCUGGCAGUAGAUCUGGGUCUCCUGGAAGAGUUUUGACAACAACCACACUUUCCACGAUGAACACAGGAGUUCAGAGAGUGUUAGUAAAUCCUGCAACUGCACAAAAGCGAAGCAAAAUCCCACGAAGUCAGGGAUGCAGUAGAGAAGCUAGUCCUUCUAGAUUGUCAGUAGCACGAGGCAGCCGCAUUCCUCGGCCUAGUGUAAGUCAGGGGUGCAGUCGGGAGGCCAGCCGUGAAAGUAGCAGGGACACAAGCCCUGUCCGCUCUUUUCCACCCCUUGGUACUGGCUUCGGAAUUAGUCAGUCGAGUAGAUUGUCGUCGUCAGUUAGCGCCAUGCGGGUUCUGAACACAGGUUCUGAUGUGGAAGAGGCAGUGGCAGAUGCUUUGAAGAAGCCUGUGCGAAGAAGAUACGAGUCCUACGGGAUGUACUCCGAUGAUGACGCCAACAGUGAUGCAUCAAGUGCCUGUUCCGAAAGGUCCUAUAGCUCUAGGAAUGGAAGCAUACCAACAUAUAUGAGACAGACAGAAGAUGUAGCUGAAGUCCUAAACCGCUGUGCCAGCUCCAACUGGUCAGAGAGAAAAGAGGGCCUCCUAGGCCUCCAAAACUUAUUAAAGAACCAGAGAACUUUAAGUCGUGUUGAGUUGAAAAGGUUGUGUGAAAUCUUCACGAGAAUGUUUGCGGAUCCUCACAGUAAGAGAGUGUUCAGUAUGUUUUUGGAGACACUGGUGGACUUCAUCCAGGUCCAUAAAGAAGAUCUGCAGGACUGGCUGUUUGUGCUGCUGACACAGCUGUUGAAAAAAAUGGGUGCUGAUUUGCUUGGGUCUGUACAAGCAAAAGUUCAGAAGGCACUUGAUGUCACAAGGGAAUCUUUUCCAAAUGACCUCCAGUUCAGUAUUUUAAUGAGAUUUACUGUUGACCAGACCCAAACACCUAGCCUGAAGGUCAAAGUUGCAAUCCUUAAAUACAUAGAGACUCUUGCACAACAGAUGGAUCCGGGAGAUUUUGUAAAUUCAAGUGAAACUAGGUUAGCAGUGUCUCGAAUCAUCACCUGGACCACAGAACCCAAAAGCUCAGACGUUAGGAAGGCUGCACAGUCAGUGCUCAUUUCCCUUUUUGAACUCAACACUCCAGAGUUUACAAUGCUGUUGGGUGCUUUACCAAAAACAUUUCAGGAUGGAGCCACAAAGCUUUUCCAUAAUCACCUCCGGAAUACAGGCAACACUGGUCAGGGAUCAAUGGGAAGUCCUUUAACAAGACCUACUCCACGCUCCCCCGCAAGUUGGUCAAGUCCUCUCACUUCCCCAACCAAUACAUCACAGAACACACUGUCACCAAGUGCAUUUGACUAUGACACUGAAAAUAUGAAUUCUGAAGAUAUUUACAGCUCUCUCCGUGGAGUCACUGAAGCCAUUCAGAAUUUCAGUUUUCGUAGUCAGGAAGAUAUGAAUGAGCCUGUAAAACGAGAUUCCAAAAAAGAUGAUGGCGAUUCGAUUUGCAGUGCUUCUGGAAUAGUAGACUUAAGAGCAGGAAGUGGUGUGAGUGAUACAGGCCGAACAGCUCUUGAUAACAAAACAUCCUUACUCAACACAAUGCCUCCCCACUCUUCGCCACGUUCACGAGAUUAUAACCCAUACAAUUAUUCUGAUGGCAUCAGCUCAUUUAAUAAAUCUGCUUUGAAAGAAGCCAUGUUCGAUGACGAUGCAGAGCAGUUUCCUGAUGAGCCUUCCAUGGACCAUUCUGAUCUGGUUGCAGAGUUACUGAAAGAGUUAUCAAAUCAUAAUGAGAGAGUUGAGGAAAGAAAGGCUGCCCUCUACGAGCUCAUGAAGUUAACUCAAGAGGAGUCUUUUGGUGUUUGGGAUGAGCACUUCAAAACAAUACUACUUUUGCUGCUUGAAACACUUGGAGAUAAAGAGCAUGCGAUUAGAGCUUUGGCAUUGAAAGUUCUAAGGGAAAUCCUAAGAAACCAGCCAGCAAGGUUUAAGAAUUACGCAGAGCUCACAAUCAUGAAGACGUUAGAAGCGCAUAAGGAUCCUCAUAAGGAGGUGGUGAGAUCUGCUGAGGAAGCUGCUUCCAUGCUGGCCACUUCCAUUAGCCCAGAUCAGUGCAUCAAAGUUCUUUGUCCAAUUAUCCAAACUGCAGAUUACCCCAUUAAUCUGGCUGCAAUCAAAAUGCAGACGAAAGUCAUAGAAAGAGUAUCUAAAGAAACCCUCACUCAGCUAUUACCAGAGAUUGUGCCAGGUCUGAUACAGGGUUAUGAUAAUUCAGAGAGCAGUGUUCGUAAGGCAUGUGUGUUCUGCCUUGUAGCCAUUCAUGCAGUAAUUGGAGAUGAACUAAAACCACAUCUCAGUCAACUCACUGGCAGCAAAAUGAAAUUAUUGAACCUUUACAUCAAACGUGCACAAACAGGCUCUGGACCAGGGGACACCGCAGCAGAUCUGUCUGGACAAAGCUAAUGAAGCUGACAGGAGUUGACCAGGUCUCCUAAAGCAAGGGCCAAGGCCCUCUUCAGCGAAAGGAAAAUUCUUACGUACAAUUUUGGAACAUUUUUCCUUGGUUGUUGGUUUUUCCCCCCCCCUCCCCUUUCUUUUGUUUUGGGUUGUUUGGGGUUUUUUUUUCCCUUUAACCAAAGGCUGUUCUCCAGCCUGCAUGUGACUGUUGCAAUAGAAUUAUUCCAGAUCCAAGGAAAAACAGUAUUAACAUCAGUUGAUCAAAGCAGAAUAAAAUUAAAAAAUAAUCU